Molecule: messenger RNA, 1371 nt
Organism: Cladocopium goreaui
Lineage: Eukaryota; Dinophyceae; Suessiales; Symbiodiniaceae
Source: the annotation of a GenBank genome assembly
UCUGCUGUCUGCUGUUUUCCAGCCAUGGCCGUGUCGCGCGUGCUCUUCAUUGGCGACUCAAGCCUGUACUGUUGCAGACAAAAGGGGAAAAAAAGGACACGCUACAUCGACGACAUUCUGAAUGCGCGCCAAAUUGCUGGCCUGCAAGUCAAAUCCCACCGCUGCAAUGGGGGCAGCAUUUCCCACUUCCUGCAGGCGAACCUGGCAGGAUUCGACAAAGUGUGCAUCAGCUACUUUGGAAAUGAUGCAAGUGGUCGUUGGACAGAACGCACUCAGGCCCAGAAGUUCCAGCAAUGGAGUGACUUCUUCAGGAGAUUGCAAGGCCAGAAAGUCGUCUUCUGGGUAGGAGGUUUCAGCCUGAAGUAUGGCCUGCAGCCCCACUAUGAUACCCAAAUGAACCUGGUCCGCUCAUGGAUUCGCGCAGCUGGUUUUCAGGUGGUGACAGCCUUUGACAAGGUGGCCGCCUGGGAGAUGGGCAACAUGGAGCAUGUGCACUGGGACACAGCAGAGGAGCUUGGAGACUUCUGGUUUGAGCUCUUGUCAGGCAAAGCCUUGCCACCAUCCUACUUCUGCCAGAGGUUGCCCACGACUGCCUUGGUAUUCAACAAGGGGUGGCGAUCUGCGAAUGGACAGGCCAGCAGCCCACGAGACGCUGGCGAUGUGGAAGCCAAAAAACGUGUGGAGCAUGUUAUAUCAACAUCCGCAUGCAGCACUGCCUGGAUGCCUGGGCUUUCCGAGGGUGGAAGCAGCAUUGGUCAGAUUUCUGACCCGGAUGAAGAGGAGGAAGCGCCGGCAGGGGUGCCGGUGGAGGCGCCGGCGGAGGUGCCGGCGGAUUCCGCGCCGGCGGAAGCGCCCAAAGACUUGGAGAGAAGUCUGUCGGAGCGGACGAAACCUCGCUGGCUGCGGCCAAGGAGAAGAUGGCGGCACAAACUGCCGCCAUUGGAGCAGCCAAGGAGAAGAUGGCGGGCUAUCUUGCGACCUCACCUGCCGGUCACCCCAAGAAUGAUGGCAAGGCACCGCCCGGAGAAGCCUGAAGGCAUCAGCUUCCAGCAGUGCUGGCAUCGUUCCAACGAUGAGGGCUGCAUGCUCUACUUCCGGUGCCGCGACACGGAAAAGGCAUGUGUGGAGGGAUAUCUGGCUUUCUACGGCACCGUCCAGCAGCUUGAGUUCUUCACAUGCGCACCGAAGUACCAGUGGGGGUGGGCCAAGAUGGACGGCCCUUUCGCGGCAGCAGCUGUUCUUCACGCCGCCUAGGUUCAUGGUCGAGCCAGUCCAAAGUUGGUUUCACCAUGGAGUUAACAAAGGCCUCCAAUGAUUUCAUCUGUUAGUCAUCUCAUUUCAUCUGAGUGAUUUGAAUGUGUUUCACCUUUG